Messenger RNA from Pundamilia nyererei, 1418 nucleotides. RefSeq names its product stromal membrane-associated protein 1-like. Gene Ontology annotation, molecular function: metal ion binding; GTPase activator activity. The record is from RefSeq and is a predicted model, not a curated record. NCBI's taxonomy places the organism in Eukaryota, Metazoa, Chordata, Actinopteri, Cichliformes, Cichlidae. The transcript has 9 exons. Gene Ontology annotation, cellular component: cytoplasm. The coding region runs from base 442 to 1218 and encodes 258 amino acids. Gene Ontology annotation, biological process: regulation of clathrin-dependent endocytosis.
GCUGUCUUUUGUUCUCUGUUGUUUCUCUCGCAAGAUGAUCCCACGCAGCUUUAAUAAUGUUGAUGCCCGGGGUGUGGGGAAGGACAGUCGAUGAAUGAUAGUGGGUAUGUGUUUUCAAUUUACUGCAUUGCUGGUGUGUUCAGGAUUACUGUCAAGCUGACAAAUGAAGCCGUUACCAAUAACGCGAAAUUCCUUGUGUGUCCCAUACCACUUGUGUGAUUCUGAUUCACGCGCCGCUGCAAAAAUUCCCACAGUCGUGAAAGCAGCAGAGAUGAUGCUGCCACAGAUCCGUAUUACCUCGCUAGCAGGUUGUAAGCUAACUGAAUAGAGGCAGCAAAGUGCGAGCAGAAGGUGAUGUCCCACCCUUUUUAACACAGGCUGAGCACUCCGUGGUUUUCAUCGACUCUUCACAGGCAGGUCUAACUUCCGAACUUUGGCGACAUGACGACGCGGUCGGAGAGAGAAAAAGCCCAGAAACUGAAUGAGCAGCAUCAGGCCAUUCUGUCCAAACUGCUGAGAGAAGAGGAUAACAAGUACUGUGCUGACUGUGAAGCUAAAGGGCCUCGGUGGGCGUCAUGGAACCUCGGGGUGUUCAUGUGCAUCCGCUGUGCCGGCAUCCACCGCAACCUGGGUGUCCACAUCUCCAGAGUCAAAUCUGUCAAUUUGGAUCAGUGGACACCUGAGCAGAUCCAGAGUAUGGUGGACAUGGGCAACACCAGGGCCAGACAGCUGUAUGAAGCCCACCUACCGGAGAACUUCAGGCGACCACAGACGGACCAAGCAGUGGAAGUCUUUAUCCGGGACAAGUAUGAGAGGAAAAAGUACUACAACAAAGAGGCUUCGGCCACAGCUCAACCGAAGUCGUCUGAAGCGACUCCUCCCACCACUUCACCGUCCUCGCAGACUGACAAGAGCAGACAGGAGAAGGAGCGGGAGAAGAAGAAAGAGAAGGAUGGUGACAAAGUAGAGAGACACAACAACUCAAAGGCAGAGUACAGAGGCAGUCCUAAGAACGGCACAGAGUCAGCCGUGGACCUGCUGGGUCUGGAUGCUCCAGAGGGGGGUGAGAAGGGCUCAGGGGGUGCUGCACCAAUUGGUGAUGAACUGGAUAUCUUUGGACCAAUGGUCUCCAACCCACUCCCCUCAUCCAACAACACACAGCAGGCUCAGGGAGCAAUAACGGCGAGCUGCUACAGUGAAGACAACAGCUGGGAGUGAUGGAAUGCAAGCGAACGCCAUCACUGAAUUUGUUGUUUUCUUCUUUAAGAUGGUAUCUAAUUAAUGGCGAUGAAAGACACUAAAUAAUUCAAAUGUAGAAUGACACAAAAAUGUAUAACACUACUUUUUACCUGUUGUUUGAAUCUGUGACUGACCACAACCAUAUUGGUCAAAGAUAUGCCUGAUAGGGAAUAAUAAAG